UGUGCAUGCAUGUUUACAAUGCAUGUGUGAGGUUUCGUGCCGGAGCAAUCAGCGGGCAGACAGCAAGACGGACGCGGCGCUCGACUGUUGACGGGAGGCGGAGGCGACUCGAGUCGGUGUGGGGCUUUGGUGCUCAGGACGGAACCGAGCGAAGGGGCCAGCGAGUGGCCAAAACCUUCUCUGCUUUGCCUCACACCGGCCCCGCGGAGAAAGAAUUCUACCGCGCGUGGAGGAGACGAUGAGUGGAAACAUCUGGGCGCGGCACACUUCAUCACUAGACGACAAGCUUCCACUCGGCCGAGCCGCUUUUGUAUUUCCUCGUUGAGUCUCGUGUGGACAUUUUGGAUUUUAUUUCUCGCUUCUCGUCUUCACGCAAAUCAAGCAGUUGUGUUUGAGCCCUUUUUGCGUCCACUUUGUAAGCAUCCCUUUUAUGGUCAAUUGUGACUUUAAUAACUUUAAGACGGCUUUGUUGCCGAUAUGAGCCCACACGGUCACUUUCGAGUUGCCCUUUAAGUGCGGUUGUGGGGGGGGAAGACUAGCUGUUAGCCCCGUUAGCUGGAAACCAUCCCAAGUACCGUCGAGCGAUGCUGACUUUUUUGGCCGACCACAUGCUGUCCUCUCUGCGUCAAAUCGGACUGUAAUUGUGUCUGGACAUCAAGGGUGGACGUAGUGACACCAGCAAAGCAUCGAGUGUUGUCGCCGCUGUUGCUGUUCCCGCCAUCCACUGGCCGCCCAAGCGCUUGAGUCCUAAAUGACAAGUGCCUGAGGAUGUCAAAGCGCAGCUUCUUCGUUCGCCUGGUGCCAUGCCGCUGCUUGCGGGGUGAGGAGGAGGUGGUGACAUCUUUGGACUACUCCCACUGCAGCCUGGAGACGGUCCCCAAGGAGAUCUUCAGCUUUGAGAAGACGCUGCAGGAGCUCUUUCUGGAUGCCAACCAGAUUGAAGAUCUGCCCAAACAACUAUUCAACUGCCAGCUGCUCCAGCGACUGAGCAUGCCUGACAAUGACGUCACGGUGCUGCCGCCGGGCGUCGCCAACCUUGUCAACCUCAGGGAGCUCGACGUCAGCAAAAACAGUAUCCAGGAGUUUCCAGAGACCAUCAAGAACUGCAAGGUGCUCACUAUCGUGGAGGCCAGCGUCAAUCCCAUCUCCAAGCUCCCCGAUGGCUUCACCCAGCUCAUGAGCCUGAGCCAGCUCUACCUGAACGACGCCUUCCUGGAGUUCCUACCAGCCAGUUUUGGCAGGCUGACAAAGUUGCAGAUUCUGGAGCUGAGAGAGAACCAGCUGAAGAUGUUGCCAAAGAGCAUGCACAAGCUCACACAGCUGGAAAGAUUGGACCUGGGCAGCAACGAGUUCACCGAAGUGCCUGAGGUACUGGAGCAGCUGAGUGGAAUCAAAGAGCUCUGGAUGGACGGAAACCGGCUGACGUCGUUGCCAGGGAUGCUGGGCACGCUCAAGCAACUGCUCUACCUAGACAUGUCCAAGAACAACCUGGAGAUGGUGGACGAGCACAUCUGCGGCUGCGAGAGUCUGCAAGACCUGCUGCUGUCCAACAAUGCCCUCACGCAGCUGCCGUGCUCUAUCGGCUCGUUGAAGAAACUGACAGCUUUGAAGGUGGAUGAGAACCAACUGAUGGAGCUUCCCGACUCCAUUGGAGGGCUGAGCUCUCUGGACGAGCUCGACUGCAGCUUCAACGAGAUCGAAGCCUUGCCGCCAUCCAUCGGCCAGUGCGCGGCCAUGCGCACCUUUGCUGCCGAUCACAACUUUCUGAGCCGGCUCCCCCCCGAGAUGGGCAACUGGAAGAAUGCCACUGUCCUGUUCCUGCAUUCCAACAAGCUGGAGUCGCUGCCGGAGGAGAUGGGCGACAUGCAGAAGCUUAAGGUCAUCAAUCUGAGCAACAACAAGCUGAAGAACCUCCCGUACAGUUUCACGAAACUCAGCCAAAUGACCGCCAUGUGGCUGUCUGAAAAUCAGUCCAAACCGCUGAUCCCGCUGCAGAAGGAAGUGGAGCCCGAGACCCAAAAAACCGUACUGACCAACUACAUGUUCCCGCAGCAGACCAGAACCGAGGACUACAUUCCCAACUCCGACUCGGAAAGCUUCAAUCCGGCCUUGUGGGAGGAACAGCGCAAGCACCGAGCUCAAGUGGCCUUUGAGUGCGACGAAGACAAAGACGAGAGGGAAGCGCCCCCGAGGGAGGGCAACCUGAAGCGUUAUCCCACGCCGUAUCCCGACGAGCUGAAGAACAUGGUGAAGACGGCCCGGUCAGUGGCGCACUGGCUCAAGGAGGACGAGUCGAGCGAAGAGUCGGGGAGAGGCCCGAAGCCCCCCGCGGAGAGGAGCCACGUUGGCGUGCAGGACGUGGGAGUCAAGGUAAUCGAAGCUCCGCGCCCUAACGGCCCGGCGUCAGACUUGGAGGCCAACGCUUGCAACACCACCUUCACCAUUCCAAACAUUCCAGAGGCAGUAUCUAGGGACACCGAAUCUGAGUCUUUCAGUUCCCAACAGGCCCCUCUCAAGUCAUCCGAGAGCUCCACCAUAAACCACGAGGACACGCUGGAGGACUCUGAGGAACUGUCUGACGAAGAGGAGGAGAUGAAGAUUGCCGAGAUGAGGCCGCCUCUCAUCGAGAUCUCCAUUAACCAGCCCAAAGUGGUGUCGCUGAGUAAAGACAAAAAAGACGACAGCAAGGACGUUGACUCGCUGCUUGACGACACGGUGGCCAACAGCAACCAGAACAAUAGCAACUGCUCGUCGCCGUCGCGCAUGUCGGACUCUGUGUCACUGACCACAGACAGCAGCCAAGACAACUCCCUGUGCACCCCCGAGAGGGAAGCCAAAAUGCCCUUCCUCCCCAAAAGCAGGCACGAGGAUGAGAACAUGAACCCCUCCAAAGAAACCAGCGAGCUGCUCCGCAAUGGCAAUGGCUCGGAAACGUCCCUCCCGGCACUCCUGAGGGCCCAGCGCGGUGCCACCGAGCCGGCGGGCGACUACGACCUGACAAUGGAAGCCCGACUGGCCUUCAUUGAGAAGGGACUCAAUAACGGCCUGGGAGACGGCUACACCAAGUGGGACCAGAUCAACAUGAACGUUUCGCACCCGCCUACAGACAACACGCUGGAGCCUCAUAAUGCUUUAGCGAGACAAGAGGAGGUGGACGGCGAACGAGAUUUUGACAACCGCCAUUUCCAGAACGGAAACCGGCAGGUUAGUGAUGGGUCCUCGGCCGGCGGCGAGAUGUCUCGCAGCACGGAGGAAAUGUCCCCCGAGAGGAGGUGCCAACCUUCUCAGGUUAGCAAGUCUCAGAGCGUCGGCAACAUGGAAGAGGGUGGCAUGAAAACGUACUCGUUUGACGAUGACGGCACAGCAGAGAGCAGGAUGGCGGCCGGCGGCGGCCCCGCUCCAGCGUCCGCGGCUCAAGGCCAGAGUAUCGUCAGGAGCAAGUCCGCCUCCUUGCUCAACGAUCACACCCUUCAAGUCUACCCAUGCCCGGACCCGCUAAUUCCCUCCAUCCCUCCCAGCAGCACCGGCAGGUACCCAGCGCCCCCCAGCGGUGCCGUCGGCACUUCGCCGCCUCAGUACAACGUCCAGUACUCGAGUAAAGAUGGCACGUGGGCCCAGAGGACACCCGUGCCACCAGAGCGCCAAGGCUACCUCGCCACUGCGGCCCAUCCGCUCGCCAACACCAACUACUCGAAUCGGAAUCAGGCACCGCCCUACCCGCUGCAGCCCCAGCAAAGGGGCCUCGCUGCGGGAUCCAAACUUCCAGGGGACAUGUGGGCCAACGAGAGGCUCCACUCUAGCGGCAACCAGCCCAGUGGAGGCACUCUCCAGCGGCAGAGCAGCACCGCCUCCGUAGGCGAGCCUCGCCGCCUGCAGUUGCCCGAGGGCGACUACCUGACCUACCGGGACAUUCACACCCUCGCCAGGGGACCGCUGGCCAUGAGUCAGGCAGCGCAGCGGCCCAUAUCCACCCGCACGUACAGCAUUGACGUAGCCGCUCCAAUCAGGCCGCCCGGCGUCCGGUCACAACCGCACGAGCUCCCGGAGAGGACCAUGUCGGUCAGCGACUUUCACUAUCCUCACAGCAGCCCCAGUAAGAGACCUAACGUCAGGGUGAAGUCGGAGCACUCGCUCCUGGACGGGCCCGGCGGCCUUGUGUCGGGGACACCGGGAAGGGUGCCGGCCGACUGGAGGGACCAAGUGAUGCGGCACAUUGAGGCAAAAAAGAUGGAAAAGAACGCGCUGUCCCGUUCCUUUAAUUCUUAUAACGCUCCGCUCGGCUGCUCGCCGCACCGCAGCUGCUGCUACGGCAGCUGUAGAGACGUAUUCAGGCCCUACGCCGCCUUCAGCGACGACGUGUUUGGUCCACCUGGGCAGCAGAGCUACACCAUGGACUUCCGCAGAAAAGUGCCUCUGAUGAACGGUCAGGUGGUCUCGUCGGCUCGUCCUCACGUGAGUCAGACGUCCAUGGCCCGCCAUCCCUCCAGAGAGCAGCUUAUCGAUUACUUGAUGCUCAAAGUCUCUCAGCAGGCCCCGCGGCCGCCGCACGAGAUCCAUGUGAAGGUGGAGAAAAAUCCAGAACUUGGUUUCAGUAUAUCUGGAGGAGUGGGAGGUCGUGGAAACCCCUUUCGUCCAGAUGACAAUGGCAUCUUUGUGACCAGGGUCCAGCCCGAAGGUCCUGCAUCCAAGAUUCUUCAGCCUGGUGAUAAAAUUAUCCAAGCGAAUGGCUACAGCUUUGUGAACAUCGACCAUGGAAACGCCGUUUCCCUCCUCAAGACCUUCCCCAGCACUGUGGAUCUGACAAUCGUGAGAGACGUCCAAGCGUAAAUGGCAACGGGGGCGGGUGGGGUGGAAGCGGGAGAGUUAUUUUUGUACACAAGAAACUUUGAAUGUAAGCGUGUUGACGCAGUGGUCGAGAGGACUGCCACUGUGUUUUGCCCCCCCAACCCCAUAAAGAAAAAAAAGGCUGCCGAAGACUUGAGCUGCCCUUCUGUCCGUGACCACUAGGGAGCAGGCUGUUGCCCCCAUUUCCCUUUUUUUAUUUUUUACGGGGAACAUGUUGAAGCAGCAAUAGAGCCGUAUGACAUUACAAUGUUACAUGCUUGGAGAGUGGACGUGAAAUUCAGACACGCAGCCUAGCUCAGCGUGUUAUUCCAUGUGACCAACGCAAGGAUGGUAGUCGGAGUUUUCCAGUCAAAGCGGGUCCACAUUUAAUCCUUUUUUUGCCUUUAUUUUUAAAGUUUGUUCGCACAUUCAUUUGGGAGAGCGCCACUUUUGCCUUUUUUUUUUGGGACCAUUCCCGUUGAUUUGACUCAUGCGAAGAGAAAAGCAAGUGCCACAAGAAGACCUUGAACUGUUUCAACAAGCAAUAUUCACACUUUCCAGCAAUAACGCCUUUUUUUUCCACCUUUAGAUUUUUUUUAAACCCCUUUUAGUAACACCACCAAUGAUUUUACAUGAUUUUAUAAAUGGACAAGAGAGUUUUGUAAUGAAAUAGCACAUGAAAUCUAUAUAUAAGUAUAAAAUAGUGUUGAGAAGAAGAGUCUCUGCGUUUUGUGUAAAUGUGUCACUUUUAUCAAUUAGUUGUAGUUGAGGGCGGGCCGGCAAACGACGAAAGGAUGAGCAUGUUUAACAUCUUGUGCUUGUUUGAAACUGUGUCGUUUAUAUACAUGUCAAACUGUUGUCUUUUUGUAGACAAUUUUGGGAAACUAUUGAUCGUCGUCCACGUGGAUCUGUUUGGGAUGCUCGCGUCUUAUUUAUUUUUAGCAGGCCAAUUCUGUGUUUUAUUAUUUUUUUCAAUGUUAGUAAUCAAAAAGUGUAAAUAUGUACGCACACAGCUGAAUUUGGUUUUUUUCCAAUUGUACAACCAGCAAUAACAAGUUCCAACAGAGAGAGAUGGCACCUGUGUUCACCUGUAGCUAGUAUAUUUCUAUUGACCACAGACGUGCAUCCACGUGGCAUUCCAGAUUUUGUACAUAAUGAAUCGUAUCUGGCCUAACACCUGUGGAAAAUUAAAGAAUGCUCUUUCACACUGUGCAUAA
Molecule: messenger RNA, 6041 nt
Organism: Hippocampus zosterae (dwarf seahorse)
Lineage: Eukaryota; Metazoa; Chordata; Actinopteri; Syngnathiformes; Syngnathidae
Gene: erbin
Product: erbb2 interacting protein
Exons: 27
Coding region: 769-4827 (1352 amino acids)
Biological process (GO): neurotransmitter receptor transport, endosome to postsynaptic membrane; neurotransmitter receptor transport postsynaptic membrane to endosome
Cellular component (GO): adherens junction; postsynaptic density; postsynaptic membrane
Molecular function (GO): protein binding
Source: RefSeq, a predicted model, not a curated record